Molecule: messenger RNA, 1235 nt
Organism: Carassius gibelio (silver crucian carp)
Lineage: Eukaryota; Metazoa; Chordata; Actinopteri; Cypriniformes; Cyprinidae
Product: fucolectin-3
Exons: 7
Coding region: 155-1111 (318 amino acids)
Source: RefSeq, a predicted model, not a curated record
UAUCUCAGAUGACCUGUUUAGAUAAAACAUCCAUGCUGUGUAUUUAUAGCUGGCCCUUUUAUGUUUUGUUUGCAUGAGCACUGUCUUUAGCGUGAUCUUUGUCUUCUUUGAGAGAAAAAAUAUACAUAUUUUCUAAAUAAUAAAAUACAGGAUAAUGGAAAUGCAGAUGUUUUUCAUACUUUGGAUUUUUGUAAUGCCUUAUUUUACAGACUCAACUGCAGCUAAAGCCAGAAAUCUUGCUUUAUAUGGCAAGGCCACACAAUCAGACCUGGUCGAGAACCCUUGGUCAGCAGAUGGCCAUGCUAGUAAUGCUAUUGAUGGCAAUCGUGACCCACAUUAUCACCACGGAUCUUGUACUGCUACUACAUUGCAAGAAGACCCUUGGUGGAGGCUAGACUUACUAGACAAGUAUGUAGUGACCUCCAUAACUAUCACCAACCGAAAAGACUGCUGUCCUGAAAGGCUUAAUGGAGCUGAGAUACACAUUGGGGACUCUCUGCUGAACAAUGGCAACAGCAAUCCACUGGCUGGAAAGAUUUCAUCCAUUCCAGGUGGGAGAUCCCUCACUUUCAAAUGGAAGAAAGGCAUUCCGGGCCGUUACAUCAAUGUGUUCAUACAUGGAUCUCAAGUUCUUACCGUCUGCGAGGUCGAGGUUUACGGUUAUCCAGCUCCUGAUGGUGAAAAUGUGGCAUUACAAGGGAGAGCUACACAGAGUUCUCUCUAUGGAAACGGCUUUGCAUUCAAUGUUGUUGAUGGGAACAAAGAUGCUGUUUACGUUCAUGGAUCCUGUUCCCACACCGAAAAAGCUCUCAAUCCCUGGUGGAGACUGGACCUGCUGAAAAGGCACAAGGUGUUUUCAGUAGUAAUCACAAACACAGCAGACAAUGUUCCUGAAAGACUGAAUGGGGCAGAAAUCAGAAUCGGAAGCAGCUUGGACCAAAAUGGCAAUAACAAUCCCAGGUGUGCCGUGAUCUCUUCCAUUCCUGCUGGUUUUUCCUCCACCUUUGAAUGUGAUGGGAUGGAAGGACGUUACAUUAAUGUUGUUAUCCCAGGACGGGAGGAAUAUCUUUCACUGUGUGAGGUUGAAGUGUACGGUUCACCACUGGAUUGAGAAGCACUUGCUUCUUUUUUAAAUCAGGAUUCCCAGCAUUCCAGGUCAUCGACGACCGUAAAACGCAGUGUAGAACACUCAUCAUUGCCACUCAGAAGGCUUAAUAAAAUUAGAGUUGGACAUA